Molecule: messenger RNA, 936 nt
Organism: Candoia aspera
Lineage: Eukaryota; Metazoa; Chordata; Lepidosauria; Squamata; Candoiidae
Gene: JAZF1
Product: JAZF zinc finger 1
Exons: 5
Coding region: 205-936 (243 amino acids)
Cellular component (GO): nucleus
Source: RefSeq, a predicted model, not a curated record
UCUCCCCCCACCCAGCAGCCCGUCCCUCCCCUCCGCCGCUCCCGACGCUGCAGCCGCCACCUCCUCCUCCUCUUCGUCCCAACCCCCAGCCUCUCUCGCCCGCUCGCUCUCCAUCUCCUCUCACUGGCUCUCCCUUUCCCGCCGGCGGCCCUGGCAGAGUAGGCACCGCAGGGCGGAGGCGGGGGGGAAUCUCCAUGCAACACCAUGACAGGCAUCGCCGCCGCCUCCUUCUUCUCCAAUACCUGCCGCUUCGGGGGCUGCGGGCUUCACUUCCCAACCCUGGCGGAGCUCAUCGAACACAUCGAGGACAACCAUAUCGAUACGGACCCACGUGUAUUAGAAAAACAAGAAUUACAACAACCUACAUAUGUUGCUCUCAGUUACAUUAAUAGGUUUAUGACUGAUGCCGCACGACGGGAACAGGAAUCUCUCAAGAAAAAAAUCCAACCUAAACUCUCCUUGACCUUAUCAAGCUCAGUGUCCCGUGGGAAUGUAUCUACUCCUCCACGUCACAGCAGUGGAAGCCUUACUCCACCUGUCACACCACCCAUCACCCCUUCCUCCUCAUUUCGUAGUAGCACACCCACAGGUAGUGAAUAUGAUGAAGAAGAAGUAGACUAUGAAGAUUCAGAUAGUGAUGAGUCCUGGACUACAGAAAGUGCCAUCAGUUCUGAAGCUAUAUUAAGUUCCAUGUGUAUGAAUGGAGGAGAUGAGAAACCUUUUGCUUGUCCUGUUCCUGGGUGUAAAAAGCGAUAUAAGAAUGUGAAUGGUAUAAAGUAUCAUGCCAAGAAUGGCCACAGGACACAGAUCCGGGUGCGGAAACCCUUCAAAUGCCGCUGUGGAAAGAGUUACAAGACAGCUCAGGGUCUGCGGCACCAUACAAUCAAUUUCCACCCACCAGUGUCUGCUGAGAUUAUCAGGAAGAUGCAGCAAUAA